UCUUGCUCUCCACUAGACCAUUCCCACUCGUCGCCCACCCUGGCCUCGUUGACACCACUCCGAAGCAUCGCCUCGUUGCGUACCACUUCGCUCCACCUCAACUUGUCGAAGCUGUCUUCCCAACCCAUCGCUAGCACGACUGCAGCAAGCCGUCGUCUUUCUCAAGCUGCUUUGCACCUCUCAUCGCCUGCGCAUUCCUCCUCUGCAUCCCUUCACACUUCUGCUCCUCGCAAUAUGCCUCCCAUCCAGAAGCCAUCUGAUCACUACGAUCUCGUCGUCAUCGGCGGAGGGUCAGGCGCAAUGGGCAUGAGUCGUCGUGCCGCCAGCUACGGCACCAAAGUCGCAGUCAUCGAAGAGGAUGGCCGCCUGGGUGGUACUUGCGUCAAUGUAGGCUGUGUGCCCAAGAAGCUCAUGUGGCACGCAGCAGACGUGGCAGAGUCCCUUGACCAUGCCUCCGACUACGGCUUCCCCGGCGUCAAGCGUCCGGCAUUCGACUGGCGCACUUUCGCCAAGAAGCGUGACGACUACGUGAAAAUGCUCAACGGCGUCUACGACCGUAAUUUGGCAAAGGACGGCGUCGACUACAUCAGCGGGCGUGGCGCGCUGACUGGACCAAAGAGCGUCGAGGUGGCGAUGCGCGAUCAGGAUGGCAAGUUCGAGGGAGAGAAGAAGACGAUCACUGCAGACCACAUUUGCAUCGCUGUAGGUGGUCGCCCCGUCAUCCCUUCAGACAAGGACGUCCCAGGCGCUUCCCUCGGGAUUGACUCGGACGGCUUCUUCGCUCUCAAGGAGCAACCCAAGCGUGUGGCCGUAGUAGGCGCAGGUUACAUUGCCGUCGAGUUGGCGGGCGUCUUCAAUACGCUGGGAACGGAGACGCAUCUCCUCAUUCGUCAUGACACUUUCCUCCGCUCCUUUGACCCCAUCAUCGCCGAGACGUUGCAGGAGCACAUGGGCAAGACGGGGCUUAACGUGCAUAAGCGCACCAACAUCAAGAAGGUCGAGGGGCAAAAGGGUGGGCCACUCACCCUGCACUUGGACAGUGGCAAGACGCUCGAGGUCGACUGUCUCCUCUGGGCCGUGGGCAGGAGGCCGAACACCGACUACUUGGGCCUGGACAAGGCAGGCGUAAAGACGGAAGACAAGAGCGGCAACAUCGUUGUCGACGAGUACCAGCAAACCAACGUGCCCAACAUCACCUGCAUAGGUGACGUAGCAGGAAAGGCCCUACUCACGCCCGUCGCCAUCGCUGCAGGUCGUCGUCUCUCCAACCGUCUCUACGGUCCAGAGGGUCUUCGCGGCAAGGACAAGCUCUCCUACGACGACAUCCCCACUGUCGUCUUCUCCCACCCGACAUCCGGCACUGUAGGUCUCACCGAGCCCGAAGCCCGCGAAAAGUACGGCGACGACCAGAUCAAGGUCUACCAAUCCAAGUUCCGCGCCAUGUACUUUGGCAUGGUAGGCGAGGAUCACAAGGAGCCCACGGCGUACAAGUUGGUCUGCCAGGGCAAAGAAGAGAAGGUCGUGGGGGUGCACAUUGUAGGAAUGGGGAGUGACGAGAUCAUGCAAGGGUUUGGUGUGGCCGUCAAGAUGGGAGCGAGGAAGAAGGAUCUCGACGAUACCGUCGCUAUUCACCCGACGAGUGCAGAGGAGCUUGUUACGAUGCGUUGAGGAGCGUGCGCGGUGAGAAGAUCACGCGGUUGUGAGGGAUCGGAUCGAGUGUAGACGAGGGGCGUGCGUGUGGACCGAGUAGCGCGACUGUCUCAGGCAACUCUUGGCAAUGGGGAAUGCUGUAAAGGAUUGGUCUCAAAAGGCGUCGAGACGAAAUUCGAAGCUAGAAAGUACAUGGAAAAGAUGAGAGUGUCGUCGCGACGGGGCUGUACAUGCAUGCAAUGGUGUGGUCUUCUCGUGAUUGUUGCUGGGACAUUACGCUUCAUCUAGGUCCAUGCCCUCCUCCUCCUCGCCCUCCGUAGCGGUCAUGAAAUGCGAGUCCUGCGUUUGCUGGAAACUGCUGUCCCCCUCUUCAGUGUCUUGACUCUCCUCAAAGGUCUCAUCAGCGAAGUGCCGAGCAAGCAAGGCGCUUCCAUCUGCAUCCUCCUCU
Messenger RNA from Jaminaea rosea, 2098 nucleotides. Its product is annotated as glutathione reductase. Gene Ontology annotation, molecular function: flavin adenine dinucleotide binding; NADP binding; glutathione-disulfide reductase (NADPH) activity. Bases 235 to 1668 code for a protein of 477 amino acids. Gene Ontology annotation, cellular component: cytosol; mitochondrion. Gene Ontology annotation, biological process: cell redox homeostasis; glutathione metabolic process; cellular response to oxidative stress. Lineage: Eukaryota; Fungi; Basidiomycota; Exobasidiomycetes; Microstromatales. The record is from RefSeq and is a predicted model, not a curated record. The transcript is spliced from 2 exons.